Messenger RNA from Cyprinodon variegatus (sheepshead minnow), 930 nucleotides. RefSeq names its product putative protein PTGES3L (gene ptges3l). Gene Ontology annotation, cellular component: cytosol; nucleus. Gene Ontology annotation, biological process: chaperone-mediated protein complex assembly; protein folding. Gene Ontology annotation, molecular function: Hsp90 protein binding; protein-folding chaperone binding. The record is from RefSeq and is a predicted model, not a curated record. The transcript is spliced from 7 exons. The coding region runs from base 136 to 612 and encodes 158 amino acids. Lineage: Eukaryota; Metazoa; Chordata; Actinopteri; Cyprinodontiformes; Cyprinodontidae.
CUGAUGUGCUCUAUAUAUAACUUCUUGGGCCUGGCCAUUGUAUUGGUUCAGAGGAGACACACGCUUUUCACUUUGUGAUUUAAAGGAACUGAAGAGGUUGAAGCUGCUUUUUAAGAUUUUCCUACUAUUUUCAAAAUGAACAAACAAAAGAUUGUAAGACCAGAAGAAAGCCAGCCAGCCCAUGCACUGUGGUUCGACAGAAAGAAAUAUGUUACAAUCAACUUUGUUGUUCAAAAACCUAAAGAUGUCCAAGUAGACAUCCAGCCAGAGAAAAUGAUUUUAUGCUGCAAAAAUGACACAGAUGAUGUAAUCUACAAUGAGCUGCACUUUUACGACAAAGUCCAAAUCAAUGACUCCAGAGAGACAGUGCGUGAACGGACCAUAAAUGUCUUGCUAAGAAAGAUGAAACCUGAUGUUGCAUGGCCUCGUCUCCAGAAGGACCCAGCAAAGGCCAGCUGGAUUAAUGUAGACUUUGACAAUUGGAGAGACUGGGAGCAUGAGGAAGAUGAGGGAAAGGCAGAGUAUGACCAGUAUAUAGAUAUGAUUCAAGAAAUGGCCAGCGGAAACAAAGGAGCAGCACCAGAUAUGGGAGACCUCAGUGAUUCAGACUAAAACGGAUGGCUCUACAUUUGUUGGAGACAUUUUUUUCUGUACAGUCCUUGAUUUAUAUACACUAUGCUCAUUCUUGUGAAAAUUAUUGAUUUUUUUAACAAAUACAUUUUCUAUGUCUUUUGUUUUAAAUUAUGUUGAAUUAUGAUUUACUUUUGGAAUUGUCAGUGUUGUUUAGAAAAUAUUAACUUUUCAAAGAUUAGUAAAAUUUAUUUGUAUGUUAAAAACAGGGAGGAGAUGAAAUGGAGAAACAAGUUAGCCCCUUUGUUAAGUCCAGCUGGUAGCAGCAUUAUUUGAAGACAAAAAAAAAUUAGUUUUCAA